Messenger RNA from Athene cunicularia (burrowing owl), 1813 nucleotides. RefSeq lists its product as uncharacterized. The transcript has 3 exons. Gene Ontology annotation, cellular component: nucleus. Lineage: Eukaryota; Metazoa; Chordata; Aves; Strigiformes; Strigidae. The record is from RefSeq and is a predicted model, not a curated record. The annotation marks the transcript as partial.
AGGCACCCGCCGCGGCCCCGAAGCGCGUGCUGUGGCCUCUGUGCGCACGGCGCGGCCGCAACCCUCCCCGCGGCCCCCAUGGUAGCUGGCCGGGGGCCCCCGGGUGCCUCUGGUUGGAGAGGGCUGGGGGCCCUCGCCAUCAUCACCCCGCGCUGCCGCCACCCACCGCUGCCCUUUCCUUUUCUCCCCUCCCAGGUGCUCUCGAGCCGGGGCGAGGGGAUGAGGUGCCCCCGUGCCGCGUGGUGUGCCGAAGCGGCUCUUUAGAUCCUCCCCGGCCCAAGCCUCCCCUGCCAUGGAUGCCUCGGGGGCUCUUGCUUCGGCUCCCUCCUCCGCGGCUCCCUCGGGCUCCCGCAGCCCCAUGUUCCCCCCAGGAGCUGACAGAGAGGAGUGGGGACCGAGGUUCAAUUGUGCCCCUUCCACCUCUGCCGCAGCCUCGCAGGCGAUGCCAGCGUCUGGCCGGAAGAGGAAGGCCAACUUCUCCAAUGACGAGACUGAGACGCUGGUCUGGAAUGUGGUCCGGCAUUUCAGCGCCCUGUAUGGGUCUGAAGCCCUGCGGGCUCACCCCGUGCGGCGGAAGCAGCUCUGGACCCAAAUCCAAAGCCGCGUCAACUUCCUGGGCUACACCGAACGCUCCAUCGACGACCUCAAGCACAAGUGGCGCGACCUGCGGCUGGACGUCAAGAAGAAGAUCACCUCCAAGAAGCACCUGCCCAUGAACCGCGCAGGCGGGCCGCUCCACAAGCCACGCCUCACGCCCCUGGAGAAGAUGGUGGCUUCCACCUUCUUGCAGGCCAGCCACGACUCGGAGCCCGAAAUCAUCUUGGACCCAGAUCUGUUCUUCCCCGGCGCCACCAAGCAAUCCUUCAUACACCUGCAACCCGGCGUCAGCCACCCCAGUAUCUACAUCGACACCAACGGGCAGCCCUCAUCCCUGCCAGACGUGGAGGGCUCAGCUGUGCCCCGCCUGGCCGUGCAGAGCCCCGACCCCUCUGUCAUCUGCGAGUACAGCCGGGGGGAAGGACAGAGCAGCUCGGCCGAGUCAGGACCGGAGCUGCGGACUCCAGACGUGUCGGCCAUUUCCCCAUCCCUGCGAAACGAGUCACUCGUCUCCUACGCCUCCAUGUCAGAGGAAGAGGAACGGGAAGGCCGGGAGGGGGAGAGGGCCCACGGCGGGGCUGCAGGGGUGCAGCCUGGGCCCGAGGCCCCCAUGUCUGCGGAGGAAGACAUGAAACUGUCCCGCCAGGCCAUGCUGAUCCGCCGCUGCAGCUCCCAGGGCUCUGUCACCUCCCUGCCUGAGGACCCUCUCAACCCCGUGGACGCUCACUCGGACUGGGGCCACGAGGGAGUGUCCGACUUGCCCCCUCUGGGCCGCGGGCUCGAAUCCUCGCACCCCGAGGAGCAAGCAGGGGGCCCGGGCCCGGAGAUGGGCACUUUGCCCAGGGUACUGAUGGGGCCCACCUGGGAGAAGCCGACGGCAGAGGAGGAGCCCCCGGCCCGCUCCCCGCUGCAUGGCGCCCUGACCGAGGAAUCGCUGCCUUCCUCCGCGUCCCCCCCAGGCGAUGCUCCCGCCGCCCCCGGCCCGCCUCGGGGCCUGGGCUGCUCCCGUCUGCGGGACGAUCGCCGGGAGAGCUGGAGGACUAACAUCCACCACCUGCUGGACCUGGAGGAGCAGUGGGACCAGCUGUACCACCAGGAGCUGGCCAUGUGGCAAGAGGAACGGGCCACCCAACGCGAGGAGAGGGCCCGUGACCGCGAGCUCCAGUUCCGCCUCUUGGGCGUCCUCACGGACAUCCGCGAUGAGCUGCGGUACCUG